AAACAGAAGGAGGCGGAUCUGGCAAGGAAAAAAGUUCCUUUGCUGGAUGUGAGGAAAUAGGAAGAUGAAAACAUGCUCCACCCGCCUUUUCACAGCCAGCCGUACCCUCUGUCUUCCAACCCAGUCCUGGCAAAUGAAACUCCCUGAUUUCUGGUGGUGCUUGGCGUGACAUAUAAAAGACUUGGAGAUUUCCUUUCCAGAGACCUUACUUCACUUACAACACUGAAGUGUUCUUGGCUUUGCAAAUAAGUGACUCCUGACUGGGAAUGUUUCUCCUGCAAAUUCUUCUCCAGUCUUGGGCUCUCUAUCACUGGGCAUACGGUGAAGAAACUCAUACCUUCAUCAUGACAUUGACUGCCAACUUUUCAAAAGAAAACUCUGCGAAAUUUGUAGGCAAUGCCAUCCUAAAUGGAAUAAUGACCCAUAGCUUGGAGGGUAAUACUAAACAACUGAAUGUGAGCCAGCUGUCACCAUUAGAGGCAUCCAACCAAUGGGAACAGACAGAAAGCAAACUGCACCAAUAUCUACAGAGCUUCCAGGGGAUGGUUGCUGUACUCUCAAAGGAAAAGAUCAUAUCCUAUCCCAUAUCCCUAUAUUGCACAAAGGGGUGCGAAGUGUCGGAAAAUGGCACCAGAAGCUUCUACAAGAUUUCGCUGAAUGGGAAUGAUUUCCUGAAAUUUCACACAAAGAGUAAUAACUGGGAAGGUUUAGCUAACACUUUGGUGGCCAACUAUACUAGUCAGAAGCUGAAUCAAUUCCAAGAGACAACUACCAAUCUACAGUUCUUCCUAGAAGAAACAUGUGUCAACUUUCUAAGGAUGCAUACUAACAACAAAGAAGCCAUAACUGGGCAGCAUGAAGGACCUUCACACACUCCGCUGGUGAUAGGCAUCAGUAUGGGUGCUCUUGCUCUAGUGGGAUUAGCUGUGUGCCUAUUCUUGUGCACAGGUGGGAAGAGAUAGCAGAAGCACUGACACACAAAUGAACUAUCAGCUUUCUUGGUUUCUCAAUGCAGCCUAUUGGAAGACAAACACGCAGGACUCAUAAGUGUGUGGGGAAACAGAACGCCACAAUGAAAAAUAUAGGCAUCUUGUAUCUAUCUCAACAAAUGAUUGCCUUUUCUCCUUUACAGAAACUUCAGCUCAAGUUCCCACCUAACCAGAGUUCAUUCAUUACUUUGAGUCAGUCACUUUCAACUCAACUCAACCCAAUAUGCUAGUUUUCAUACGACAUUGUAUUUUAUCAUGCUGAGAGCACCAGGUUAGAGACCAGGAGACUAAGUUCUAGUUCUGCCUGAUAUGAAAGCCAGCUGGGUGAAUCUGGGAAGUCACUCUUUCUCAGCCACAAUGUUGAGUUCAGGCGAUCAAUGCAUCAACACUUGGUUGAUCUGGAAAAAAGCAGACGUUCUUUUGUAGGCAAUUUUUUUGUGUAGGAAAGCAGGAAUUUUUUUUAUCAUGCUGUAUCAGUAUAUACCUGUUUUUUCCUAUUGUGCUGAUUUUUUAUUGUGACCAUGUUGUAUUUUAUUAUAUUCUAUCAACAAUUUUUUAAUUUGCACUGUACUAAUACCCCAUUUUGGGGAGGUAUUUAACAAUCGGAUUUGCAUGUUCUUUUAUUCCUUUAUCCUUCAGGCAAAUACAGUAUAAAAAUCUAGAAUGCCUGAAUUUUUUUUUGUUUCUUUCUAUGUUCAUCAUGAAAAAAUUUAGGCAUCCCUGAUCAGAUCACAUUAGAGUUUUAACAAAGGAAAUACAUUGAUUGUAAUAUAAUACACGUCAGUUGAUUUUGGGUGGCUCUUUCUAUACUUCCUUCCAUUCCUAUAGUUCCAAAGACAAUUUAUGAUGAUAAAUCCAGUGAUGUGAGAAAUCUUAUAAGCCUGUGGACCUUUAAGAACAUUCAGAAUUAGAAACUGUAUGUUUUAAAUUUAAUUGGGACACGCUAGAAAUAAUGCUUCUUUCAAGAGAUUUUUAUAGAAUGUCUUCAGAAUUUUACUAGAAAUUAGGAUUCCAUUAUUUUUUCUGGAUGCUUAGGACUACAGUGUGUACCAAGAAACCAUGAGAUAACUCCAUGCAUUUUAUCCUCAUAACACUGAGCAGCAGCCAACAAUUGUGAAACUGUUUCCUGUUCAUCACUUCUAAGUGCUUUAAAGAUCCCCCAAAAGUUCUCAGAUAAUUAAGGAUCUUAUUAGCUGUUCACCAGAAUUUAGACCUUGGGCUUUCAGUUAUGAGCUCGCAUAAUCAUAUAUUUAAAUAUAGCUACAUUUUUUUUAAAAAAAAGAGCAUUUUACCUGUCUGUUUCAUUUGUAGAACUUAUAGUUCUUUAAAAAAAAGAAAGAAUGGCAAAAUUGGCUGGAUGUUUUUUAUAAAGUUAUUCCAAUCUA
Messenger RNA from Thamnophis sirtalis, 2374 nucleotides. Its product is annotated as endothelial protein C receptor. The record is from RefSeq and is a predicted model, not a curated record. Gene Ontology annotation, biological process: negative regulation of coagulation. NCBI's taxonomy places the organism in Eukaryota, Metazoa, Chordata, Lepidosauria, Squamata, Natricidae. Gene Ontology annotation, molecular function: signaling receptor activity.